AUGUCGCGUAGGCGGAGAGACGAGGGAGAGGACUACGGUCACGAAGAGGAGGAAGAGGAGGAAGAGUACGGCGGCCGUGGCGGCGGCGGGUCGCGUCGCGGUUUCGCGGCGAUGCCCAGGGAGAAGGUGCGCGCCAUCGCAGCCAAGGGCGGCCGCGCCUCGGGCCGUAGGCGAAGCGAGGAAAGCGAAGAAGAAGAAGGAGGCGAAGAGGAGGAUCGCGGCGGCCGGUACGGCGGCGGAUCGCGUCGUGGCUUCGCGGCGAUGCCCAGGGAAAGGGUGCGUGCGAUCGCGGCCAAGGGCGGCCGCGAGUCGGGCAGGCGCCGACGCGAGGAAAGCGAAGAGGAAGAAGGCCGAGGCCGCGAAGAAGAAGAAGAAAGCGAAGAGGGCGAAGAGGAGGAAGAGCGCGGCUACGGCAGGAGAGGAGGCGGCGGUCGCCGUGGCUUCGCGGCGAUGCCCAAGGAGAGGGUGCGUGCGAUUGCGGCCAAGGGCGGCCGUGCGUCGGGCAGGCGCCGAAGCGAGGAGAGCGAAGAAGAAGAGGGAGGAGAGGAGGAGCGCGGCUAUGGCGGCUACGGCAGAGGCGGCGGUCGUCGCGGCUUUGCGGCGAUGCCCAAAGAGAAGGUGCGCGCCAUCGCGGCCAAGGGCGGCCGCGUGUCCGGUAAGCGGCGACGCGAGGAGAGCGAAGAGGAGGAGGAAGGCGGCUACGGCAGGUACGAGGAGGAGGGAGGGAGGAGGACCCGGCGAAGGGGAGAAGACUACGGCUACGGCGAGGAGGAAGAAGAAGGAGAAGGCUACAGCGAGGAGGAAGAGGGCUAUGGCCGCCGUGGCCGGGGCGCGGGAUCGAAGAGAGGCUUUGCUGCGAUGCCGAAGGAGAGGGUCAGAGAGAUAGCGGCCAAGGGCGGGCGCCACUCACACGGCGGUGGCUUUGCGGCGAUGCCCAAGGAACGCGUGCGCGAAAUCGCGGCCAAGGGCGGGCGCCACUCGCACGGCGGUGGCUUCGCGGCGAUGCCCAAGGAGCGCGUGCGCGAGAUCGCGGCCAAGGGCGGACGCCACUCGCACGCCUACAUCUACUGA
Molecule: messenger RNA, 1071 nt
Organism: Acanthamoeba castellanii str. Neff
Lineage: Eukaryota; Discosea; Longamoebia; Acanthamoebidae
Exons: 3
Coding region: 1-1071 (356 amino acids)
Source: RefSeq, a predicted model, not a curated record